Messenger RNA from Pseudonaja textilis, 3291 nucleotides. Lineage: Eukaryota; Metazoa; Chordata; Lepidosauria; Squamata; Elapidae. The record is from RefSeq and is a predicted model, not a curated record.
UUGAGUAGGCGGGUUACUUAGCAACAGCCUAGAGAUAAUGGAAUAAUAGUUUUUUUAAAAAAAAAGACUGGCUGCAAUCUUUACUUUAAAAAAGAAACAUUUAAUUUUGUUUGUAUUGAUUAAAUUUGACAGUUUGGGCUUCUGACGUCAAGGCUGGCGUCAUGCGCUCGGGGAUACCCGAGUUUGGGGGGGAGAGAGAAAAAAGUCAAACCUCGUGGGGGAGGGUGAAGAUUGUUCGAGAUUAGGCAUAGGAACUCUCGCGGGAAGUAGCUAUAGAAACCGAGCCGCUUUCUCUCACAGUGGAAAACGGCAGAGAAGCUCUUCUUUUCUUGGGGAGGGUUUUUUGUCGGGUGCGGUUAGGAGACUGGCGCCUUUAGUUUCAUGGAGGUUCAGAACACCUGUCCUAGGAGAGGCCUACUUCCUUUCUCCUGACUCCGAGUUCUCUUUGUUGUAACAUAUGCAAUCAAGACAACAUUUCUUCAUCCAUGAAUCUGCUGCCUUAUCAGCACAGAAAAUAAAGUCCAAAUGAGGUUAAAGAUAUCACUGCUAAAAGAACCAAAACAUAAGGAAUUAGUUAGCUGUGUGGGCUGGACAACAGCAGAUGAACUGUAUUCGUGCAGCGAUGAUCACCAAAUUAUAAAAUGGAACUUGUUAAAUGGAGAAACAGCACAAGUUGUCAAGCUUCCUGAUGAUAUCUAUCCUUUAGAUCUUCACUGGUUUCCUAAAAGUUUAGGUGGAAAGAGACAAACCCAUGCUGAGAAUUUUGUACUUACAAGUUCUGAUGGUAAGUUUCAUUUGAUUUCUAAAACUGGAAGAGUUGAAAAAAGUGUAGAAGCCCACUGCGGAGCUGUACUUGCAGGAAGAUGGAAUUAUGAAGGUACCGCACUUGUUACAGUUGGUGAAGAUGGACAAAUAAAAAUUUGGUCCAAGAGUGGAAUGCUAAGAUCCACAUUAGUACAACAAGGAACACCUAUAUAUUCAGUAGCAUGGGGUCCAGAUUCUGAAAAGAUUCUUUACACAUCAGGAAAGCAGCUGAUUAUCAAACCACUUCAGCCAAAUGCUAAAGUUUUACAGUGGAAAGCUCAUGAUGGAAUUAUUCUAAAAGUUGAUUGGAAUUCUGUCAAUGAUCUUAUUUUGUCAGCUGGGGAAGACUGUAAAUAUAAGGUAUGGGAUAGCUAUGGUCGUUUGCUGUAUAGCUCAUUGUCCCAUGAAUAUCCUGUCACUUCUGUUGCUUGGGCUUUGGAUGGGGAAUUAUUUGCUGUUGGAUCCUUUCACACUUUACGACUUUGUGAUAAAACAGGGUGGUCCUAUGCUUUAGAGAAGCCAAACACUGGCAGCAUAUUCAAUAUUGCUUGGUCUACUGAUGGUACACAAUUAGCUGGGGCUUGUGGAAACGGACAUGUGAUUUUUGCCCAUGUUGUGGAACAGCGCUGGGUAUGGAAAAACUUUGGAAUAACAUUGACUAAGAGAAGAACCAUGGAGGUUCGUAAUGUACUUAAUGAUGCAGUGGAUUUGCUGGAAUUUCGUGACAGAGUCAUUAAAGCAUCUUUGAAUUUUGGUCAUUUAGUAGUUUCAACAUCUCUCCAGUGUUACAUAUUCUCAGUUAAAAACUGGAAUACACCUUUAAUCUUUGACCUCAAAGAAGGAACUGUCAGUUUAAUUUUACAAGCAGAAAGGCAUUUUGUUCUUGUUGAUGGUGGAGGAAUCUACUUAUAUUCCUAUGAGGGACGUUUAAUUUCCUCUCCAAAGUUUCCAGGCAUGAGAACUGACAUACUGAAUGGCCAAACUGUAUCCUUGAGUAGUGAUACUUUAGCUAUAAGGGACAAAUCUGAUGAAAAAGUUAUUGAUCUGUUUGAACCUUUAUCUGGCAAACCAUUAGGAGAUGGAAAACCUCUUAGUCAUAAGACAGAAAUUGUGGAAAUUGCCUUAGAUCAGAAGGGUCUUACAAAUGAAAGGAAAAUGGCUUUUAUUGACAAAAAUAGAGAUCUUUAUAUAACUUCCGUGAAGAGAUUUGGAAAAGAACAGAAAAUUAUCAAAAUAGGAACAAUGGUGCAUACUCUGGCAUGGAAUGACACAUGCAACAUACUAUGUGGUCUGCAGGAUACACGUUUCACAGUCUGGUACUAUCCCAAUGUAGUGUAUGUAGACAAGGAUCUCUUGCCAAAAACACUCUAUGAAAAGGAUGCAAGUGAAUUUAGUAAAAGUCCCCAGAUCUUAAGUUUUGUUGGCAAUCAGGUAACAAUUAGAAGAGCUGAUGGUUCACUUAUUCACAUCAGUAUUUCACCAUAUCCAGCUAUUCUUCAUGAAUAUGUGAACAAUUUGAAAUGGGAAGAUGCCAUCAGAUUGUGUCGCUUUGUCAAGGAUCAAACAUUAUGGGCUUGUUUAGCUGCUAUGGCAAUAGCCAAUAAAGAUAUGAACACAGCAGAAAUAGCCUAUGCAUCAGUUGGCGAGAUUGAUAAAGUUCAGUAUAUCAGUUCCAUCAAAGAUCUUCCAUCAAAGGAAUCAAGAAUGGCUCAUAUUCUGCUUUUUAGUGGAAAUGUCCAGGAUGCUGAAACUUUGCUUCUGCAAGCUGGGCUUAUUUACCAGGCAAUUCAAGUUAAUAUUAAUCUAUACAACUGGGAAAGAGCACUAGAACUUGCUGUGAAACACAAGACGCACGUUGACACAGUGCUGGCUUACCGACAAAAGUACUUGGAUGACUUCAGUAAAAAAGAAACGAAUCAGCGAUUUUUGCAAUAUGCAGAAAGGCUUGAUGUUAACUGGGAUAAAAUCAAAGCUAAAAUUGAGUUGGAAAUUGCAAAAGAACGAGAACGAGCUACUGCUACUCCAACAGUCAGAGGAAGCAUGAUCAUUCAGCGCUAAGAGUUGUAUUGGUUUUAUGAAAUCUGAACUUUGUAUAUGUAAUUCAGCAUACUAAGUUACUGAUAAUAUUUAUAUAUAAUGCUUAGUUUUUUAGUUAGUUUAAAAAAUGAAUUUGUAUGUAUGUAACCUGCUGGAAUGAUAAAUGUUUUUGUUAUAAUUUUUAUAUUAUAACAAAUAGAUUUCUAAUACUAUAUGUAAUGUUACCAUUAAAUCUAUCACAUAAUCAAAUGAUCAGCUAUUCUGAUUACCAACAGGCUAUUCUUGUUCAGCAUGAAUUCUGAGAAUACAUUUGCUUAUUCCAUGUAGGAAUUUUACAAUUAGGUUUUUUUUUAAUGAAAUAUAUGGUAAAAACAUUUUCAGAAAAUAAUCACAAGUUAGUAUAUCCAAUCAUCUUUUGUCCAGAUCUCCAUGUUUAUUUGUUUAUUUAUA